AUGGAAGAGAAGAAGAGAAAUGAAGCAGACGAAGCAAAGAAGAAGAAGAACAAGAAACGAGAGAGUGAGGAGAAGCAGCGAAUGUACCGUGGGGUACGCAUGCGUCAGUGGGGUAAAUGGGUGUCGGAAAUAAGAGAGCCCAAAAAAAAGUCCAGAAUCUGGCUCGGCACGUUCCCCACGCCAGAAAUGGCGGCUCGAGCCCACGAUGUGGCCGCGCUCACUAUCAAAGGCACUUCCGCUUUCCUAAAUUUCCCCGAACUAGCCUCAUACCUUCCGCGCCCGCCCACCACUUCUCCUAAAGACAUUCAAGCCGCCGCCGCCGAAGCUGCUGCACUCAAUUGCGACGCCCAGCCUCAGGCCCGAGCUCAAGCCCGAGCCCAAGCCCAGAUUAUGCCCGAUGGGGAUGACGCGUUCUUGGACCUCCCUGAUCUUUUAGCUGACUCAAGUCAGAGUGCAGGUGGCUUUGGUUACUCUGCGUCGUGGUUCGUAGCCGCACCUGAACAUCUUGACUCUGCUUUUCGGCUCGAUGACCCUCCUUUCCCCUGGGACUCUUCACUUUAAAAAUUGCAUAUAUAUCUUUGUUUUGUCUCUUUCUUUUAUCACAAAAACUUGCGUAUAUAAUUCUUUAGGCAUGUUUGGCAUAAUGUUUUUCAACUUCUUCACCAUCCACUCCACUCUUGUGGUAACCUUAAUGCCUUUUCUUUAUCCUAUAAAACUGUCUCAAUAAACUAUUUCAACCAUAUUACACAUCUCUUUUAUUCAAUAUCAAAACCAUUAUUAUACAUUUG
Molecule: messenger RNA, 788 nt
Organism: Vigna angularis (adzuki bean)
Lineage: Eukaryota; Viridiplantae; Streptophyta; Magnoliopsida; Fabales; Fabaceae
Product: ethylene-responsive transcription factor ERF039
Exons: 1
Coding region: 1-561 (186 amino acids)
Biological process (GO): regulation of DNA-templated transcription
Molecular function (GO): DNA binding; DNA-binding transcription factor activity
Source: RefSeq, a predicted model, not a curated record